GAAGUAUAGGAUUUCCGAUUCAACUCGAGACAUCGGUGGUUGUUUGUUUCCCAAGAAAAGCAUUUUUACUCGAGAAAGUUCGCAGUUCGUAGAAGGAAAGAGAGUAAUCAAUGGCCCCUGAGCCCGAAGAUGAGAUCAAGGACGAGAAGAACCCUCGUCCUCUCGAUGAAGACGACAUCGCUCUUCUCAAAACUUAUGGCUUGGGUCCUUACUCUACCAGCAUAAAGAAAGCAGAGAAGGAAAUCAAGGAUAUGGCUAAGAAGGUUAAUGAUCUAUGUGGUAUCAAGGAGUCCGACACUGGUUUGGCUGCACCCAGCCAAUGGGAUCUUGUAUCUGAUAAGCAAAUGAUGCAGGAGGAGCAGCCCCUGCAGGUAGCAAGGUGCACGAAGAUCAUCAACCCAAACACUGACGAUGCAAAAUAUGUUAUAAAUGUUAAGCAAAUUGCAAAGUUUGUUGUGGGCCUGGGUGACAAAGUUUCCCCUACUGAUAUUGAAGAAGGCAUGCGUGUUGGAGUUGAUCGCAACAAGUAUCAAAUUCAGAUUCCAUUGCCUCCGAAAAUUGAUCCAAGUGUAACCAUGAUGACAGUGGAAGAAAAACCAGAUGUGACGUACAAUGAUGUUGGUGGAUGCAAGGAGCAGAUUGAGAAGAUGCGAGAGGUUGUUGAGCUGCCCAUGCUUCAUCCUGAAAAGUUUGUGAAGCUCGGAAUCGACCCUCCUAAGGGUGUUCUAUGCUAUGGUCCACCUGGUACCGGUAAGACACUUUUAGCUAGAGCUGUGGCUAAUAGAACUGAUGCGUGUUUCAUCCGUGUUAUUGGAAGUGAACUUGUUCAGAAAUAUGUUGGGGAGGGUGCCCGUAUGGUUCGUGAACUAUUUCAGAUGGCACGUUCCAAAAAAGCAUGUAUCGUGUUUUUUGACGAAGUAGAUGCCAUAGGAGGUGCACGUUUUGAUGAUGGUGUGGGUGGAGACAAUGAGGUUCAGCGCACUAUGCUUGAAAUUGUGAAUCAGCUUGAUGGAUUUGAUGCUCGAGGGAACAUCAAAGUUCUGAUGGCAACAAAUCGACCAGACACUCUGGACCCAGCACUGUUACGUCCUGGAAGGUUAGAUCGCAAAGUUGAGUUCGGCUUACCAGACUUGGAGAGCAGGACACAGAUCUUUAAGAUCCAUACACGAACAAUGAACUGUGAAAGGGAUGUUCGUUUUGAACUUUUGGCUCGCCUAUGCCCAAAUUCUACUGGAGCGGACAUAAGAAGUGUGUGUACGGAGGCUGGAAUGUAUGCAAUUAGAGCACGGAGGAAAACAGUGACAGAAAAGGAUUUCCUUGAUGCAGUGAACAAAGUCAUCAAGGGAUACCAGAAGUUCAGUGCCACGCCCAAAUAUAUGGUUUACAAUUGAUUGGUUGAGCUGCUGCUUUUCUUUCUUUCUGGAGAGAAAUUUCGUGGUUGUGGCUUCAAAUCCAACAGUGGGUCAUGCAGAUGAUGUUUGCCUGUUCUUAUCUAUCCUCUCCAGUGGCCUUGAACUGCUUUCAUUAUAGUUGCAUAUCCAAUGGGCUGCAGAUUGCAAUAAUCUCUUUUCGUUAUUUUGAACUGCAGAUUGAAAAAUUUAUUGCUUUUUGCUCUUUUCAAUGUCAAAAUGAUGGGGAAACCCUUUUCUGUUACUAGUGGAUCCGUGGUUGGUGCUAUUUGAUUAUAUAGUCCAUUAAAUGUAUCAUCAUGACAGUUUGAGAUUUGCAAUAGCUUUGUUGUGCUUGUGAUUUUCUUA
Camellia sinensis is the source of this 1757-nucleotide messenger RNA. RefSeq names its product regulatory particle triple-A 1A (gene RPT1A). Gene Ontology annotation, molecular function: ATP hydrolysis activity; ATP binding. The record is from RefSeq and is a predicted model, not a curated record. NCBI's taxonomy places the organism in Eukaryota, Viridiplantae, Streptophyta, Magnoliopsida, Ericales, Theaceae.